Molecule: messenger RNA, 1158 nt
Organism: Trichomonas vaginalis G3
Lineage: Eukaryota; Parabasalia; Trichomonadida; Trichomonadidae
Product: methionine adenosyltransferase (MAT) family
Exons: 1
Coding region: 1-1158 (385 amino acids)
Biological process (GO): S-adenosylmethionine biosynthetic process
Cellular component (GO): cytosol
Molecular function (GO): methionine adenosyltransferase activity; ATP binding
Source: RefSeq, a predicted model, not a curated record
AUGUCUCAACACUUGCUUUUCACCAGCGAGUCCGUUACAGAAGGUCACCCAGACAAGAUGUGUGACAUUAUCUCAGACACAAUUCUUGAUGCCUGUCUUGCCCAGGAUCCACUUUCAAAAGUAGCAUGUGAAACAUGCACAAAGACAGGCAUUGUCUGCCUUCUCGGUGAGAUUACAUCCAAUGCUCACCUUGACUACCAGAAGCUCGUUCGUGAUGCUGUCCGCAACAUCGGUUACACAUCAUCCAAGCUCUGCUUCGACGCUGACACAUGCGCUGUCAUGGUUUCCGUUAGCCAGCAGUCCGCUGAUAUUGCUCAAGCUGUUCACCUUAACAAGGCUGCUGAAGAACUCGGUGCUGGUGAUCAAGGCAUCAUGUUCGGCUAUGCCACAGAUGAAACAAAGGAACUCUUCCCACUUACACACGUUCUUGCCCACAACCUUGCUCGCAAGCUCACAGAAGUCCGCAAGAACGGAACACUCCCAUUCCUUGGUCCAGAUGGCAAGACACAAGUUACAGUUGAGUACGAAAGAACAGAUGGCCAUCUCAAGCCACUCCGUAUCCACACAGUCCUUAUCUCUACGAUGCACACAGAUGAUGUCACAUUAGAGAAGCUUCGUGUUGCCGUUAAGGAGCACGUCAUUGAUGCAGUUCUUCCAAAGGAGCUCGUCGAUGACAAGACAAUUCUUCAUAUCAACCCAGGUGGCCGCUUUGUUAUCGGUGGUCCACUUGGUGACUCUGGUCUUACUGGUCGUAAGAUUAUCGUCGACAGUUACGGUGGUUGGGGAGCGCACGGCGGUGGUGCUUUCUCAGGAAAGGACCCAUCAAAAGUCGAUCGCUCUGCAUGUUAUGCUGCCCGUUGGGUUGCCAAGAGCCUUGUUGCAGCUGGCCUUUGCUCUCGUUGCUUAGUUCAGCUCUCCUACGCUAUUGGUGUUGCCCAUCCCCUUUCUGUCUUUGUCGAUACUUACGGAACUGGUAAAGGAAAGACCGAUGAGGAGCUCGUUGAAAUCAUUAACAAGAACUUCGAUCUCAGACCAUACGCUAUCAUCCGCGAUCUCGACCUUCUUCGCCCAAUUUACGCUCAAACUGCUGCUUAUGGUCACUUCGGCCGCACUGAUAUCGAUCUCCCAUGGGAAAAGGUCAAAGAGAUCAAGUUCUAA